AUGAUUAAGUGCAGCUGGAAUUGCAGAGGGGUAGCUAAGAAAGGCUUCUUGGCACCCAUUCGAGACCUUAAGUCUCGUUUUAAUAUUAGUUUAUUGGCCCUUUUGGAGACUAAAAUCAGCGAUGAUAAGGCUUCUAAGAUUAGCUCCAAGUUUGGUUUUAGUAAAGUCCACCGACAAGACCCCAUUGGAUUUUCUGGGGGUAUUUGGCUGAUGUGGGAUGAGGUGGAGUUUUCUCUGCAGGUUCUCAAGUCUAACCACCAAUUUAUCCAUUCUAAGAUCAGUUACCAUAACCACACCAGAGAUGAAUACAUCACUAUGGUGUAUGCUAGCCCGCAGAGGCAUGAGAGACGAACCUUAUGGAAGGAUAUGAUGGACCUGAACGUUGAUAGCUCUUCCUCUUGGAUUGUUAUGGGCGACUUUAACUCCCUUUUGGACCCCACUGAGAAAUCAGGGGGUGGCCUUUUCUGCUGGGGAGCUUCCCUGAAAUUUAGGGAGUGUCUCGGAGCUUGCAAUAUCCAAGACUUGGGGUGCAAUGGACCUUCCUUCACGUGGAAGAGAGCUGGGUUACAAGAAAGGUUGGAUCGUGUGUGUGUAACUGAGGCUUGGAGCACUCUUUGGCCGAAUCAUUUCGUCCUUAAUCUCCCCUUCUAUAACUCCGACCAUAGACUGAUUCUUGUCAUGGAUGAAGGAGCCAGAAACAGGUCCAAUGGUGACAUGAGCUUCAAAUUUCUGGCGGCUUGGCUCACGGAUGACAGCUUUGGGAAUGUAGUGAAGAAUUGUUGGAGCGAUGACAAUGUCUGGUUCUCUAGAUCUGACAAGUUCAAGGCAGAAGCUUCACAUUGGCUUGAAACCACGUUCAGUAUGCUGCAAAAACAGAAGAGCAGGAUCCAAGCCAGACUGAGAGGUAUUGACGUGAGGCUUGAUCUGCAUCCGGAUGAAAACUUGGAGCUCUUAAAAAAGUCUCUUUGGUAUGAGCUCGAAGUGAUCCUAGUCCGUGAAGAAAUUUCGUGGUUCCAGCGAGCUAAAUGCAAUUGGUUAGAACUGGGUGAGAGAAACACCAGAUAUUUUCAUGCUAUAUCAGUGGCCAAACGUCGUAGGAAUAAGAUUCUUACUUUAAAAGAUGAUAAUGGUGUCUGGUUGGAGGAUGCUAGAAGAAUUGAAGAAUAUGCUGUUAACUUCUUCGAAAGGCUCUUUGGUGAUUCGGAAGACAGCUGCGAACCCUUGCCUUUCAAUGGUGGCUUCCCUAGGAUUGGCAAUGGCUUGGAAAGUCUUGGGAAUGUCCCUUCCAACUCGGAGAUUAAGCAGUCUAUCUUUAAUAUGGGGAAAUUUAAAUCCCCAGGCCCUGAUGGGCUAAAUAUGUUGUUCUAUCAAUCCUAA
Molecule: messenger RNA, 1377 nt
Organism: Gastrolobium bilobum
Lineage: Eukaryota; Viridiplantae; Streptophyta; Magnoliopsida; Fabales; Fabaceae
Exons: 1
Coding region: 1-1377 (458 amino acids)
Molecular function (GO): catalytic activity
Source: RefSeq, a predicted model, not a curated record